Messenger RNA from Mucor mucedo, 1754 nucleotides. Its product is annotated as cofactor of BRCA1-domain-containing protein. The record is from RefSeq and is a predicted model, not a curated record. Gene Ontology annotation, biological process: negative regulation of transcription elongation by RNA polymerase II. Gene Ontology annotation, cellular component: NELF complex; nucleus. Lineage: Eukaryota; Fungi; Mucoromycota; Mucoromycetes; Mucorales; Mucoraceae. The coding region runs from base 9 to 1727 and encodes 572 amino acids. The transcript is spliced from 6 exons.
AUUUUAACAUGACAGAACACAAAAAGUUAUUAAUUGGGCCCGCAGACGAGGAAAUUAGAACCCUUUUGUCACAGUCAGGCGAUCCUUUAGAAGCCAUUCGAUCCAUACAACGAGACUAUGGACUUGACCUUCCUGGAAUUGACGACAUGUAUCCUUUACUUGAUCUUUGCGGAUAUAGUCGUCUUGAAAUCCAUACUGCCUGUUUAGACGCUUUAAACAAGGCUACUGUAUCUCUUAUCCAAAAGCGAACUUUUCAAUUGGAACAAUUUGAGGAUUUAUUCGCCAGAACAUUCCCAUACAUUCAUAUUCCCUUAAUGCAGCCUAUCCCCAUGGCUUUAUUAAAAAAGUUUGAACGAUUUGUUGGCGAAAACAUCAUUGAAAAGUUAAAGUCCAACAGAGCUGUUUUCGACAAUUGCCCCAUGAACAUUAAGCAACGUGUCUGGAAACAAGAUGAACAAUUUUUCCACCAAACCAUGAUCACAUUAUUAAACGAUUAUCAUCACGACGUAUCAUUACAAGCUUUGGCUUUAAAUCUAAGACCCGAGAGCUAUCAAGAAAUGAUUGAAGAGAGACGAACACAUCCUAUUGUUCUUAAAGUGAUGGAUACAAUUGGCGAAGAUCCUCAAAUUUAUAUGAUGUUUACUCAAAUGAUCAGAAUCGUUUUCGAAUCCACCCCUCAUCCUAGUUUGUGCUCCUUGCGUGUAGAUGUAUUGAUGAAUUUCCAUGAUUUGGGUUGUGAACCUAUACUUCAGUUGGACAAAUGUCAUCAACUCAUUUGGUCUCUCGAUACUUGUGUACGCAACCAAAAUAUGGAUGACACCAUUAUUGAAAAAAUUAAGGAAUGCUUUGACGACGUGAAAAACGGAACACCUCUUUAUGGUGAUUUUGCGAUGGUAUUGAUGGAUCCAAUGAUUUCCAACUUUUUAGCAUCGUGUAUUAUUCGAUGGUUGAGAAGUAGUGUGGAGAACAACAUGGUGGACAAUUUGGAAGAGCUGACAAACUACAAUGGUAAACUUUUAAAUUUAGCAGAACAUGCUCCCAAUGCGAUUGCACACAACGCCAAAAUCCCAAAACUCGAUAAAGAUUUAAAGUCGAAAUAUUGGAAUGCUAUCUGCUCCGUGAUGAUUGACGAAGAAAAAGAUAUAUCAUACCCUAUGAAAGAGAGCGAUGUUGAAGUGAUCAGUGUCAUGUUACGCCGCAGUGAUAUUGCUCGUAAAGUCUUUGUUCAUUACCUUGUAGAUCGCACUCAAGAAGGCGAUGUGGCUACAUUGGGUCGAUGCUUGCCCCUGAUCUUAAAUACAUGGCCGGGACCUGAUUUCGAGGAUAACGGAAUCAUUUAUAAACAAACAUAUCUUAGUUUUAUCAAAACCAUGAUCGACAUCGUCUCAAAACGUAAUUUAUACGAAUGCAUUGCGGAUGUAAGAUGGAGACAAAUCGUCGUUGAAGGUUUCUUCUUAAACGUCGUAGCUUGGGAUAGUAAAAUCCAUGAACAAAUGAUUCGUUUCUUGGCAGAGUACUUUGUUGACCCAAAGGUCUUGAUCAAGCUAGGACAACAAGUCGCUAUUCUUGUCGAAUGGGCUGAUAUCACUGUGAUCAACGGUCAUAAAGAUAGCAAGUAUAUUGACUCUUUAAGAGAUUUAUACAGGUUCCUUUUAUCAAGAUCUGCUACAGUAUUAAAUGGUGCUUUCAGUAUCACUCCAUCUGCAGUUAUUCGAUUUAUUCAAUAGGUUGAAAUAAAUUUAAACCCCAAUCCA